AUGCAGAAGGUCACCCAGGACUUGCCCAAGGCUAACAGGUCUAGCCUUAUCUACAUGGUUCACUACGGGCUAUAUCUUGAGGGCAUGUUUGCUUCCAACGGGCUGCAGACCAACGUCACGCACAACACCAAGAUCCAACCACAACCUGUUAUCUCAUUUGGCUUCGAACCCUUGCCACAGUUUGAAAAAAUGCCGCCUGUUAGCUUUUCCCAAACGCCCGGUCCGCUUGGAGACCUCUUCCACUCUUCCGGUUGCUCUCACGCCGCCAAGAUCCCGUUGUCCGGAUCCCUUGUCACAACCGCGGGCCAGCCAGGAUUCGACCUCAAGACCUGUCAGCUUGUUACUUCGUCUCUGCGUGAUGAAGUCAACGCCUGCUUCGACUGCGUGGAGGCAGCAUUGGAAUCCGCAGGCAUCUUGCAAGGUCUGGCUGCUGUUCACAAGUUCACGGCAUUUCUCAUCGACAUGAAGGUGGAGGAGACUAUGAUGGAGGUUUGGAGGAGCAGAGUGCCGGGGCAUCGUCCAACUUGGGUAACUGUUGGAGUGGCUGAACUCGCUGUGCCAGGCAUGCACCUUGAGUUGCAGGCCGAGGCAGUCCUGUUAGAGUAG
This is a messenger RNA of Fusarium keratoplasticum, 606 nucleotides long. RefSeq lists its product as uncharacterized. Bases 1 to 606 code for a protein of 201 amino acids. The transcript has a single exon. Lineage: Eukaryota; Fungi; Ascomycota; Sordariomycetes; Hypocreales; Nectriaceae. The record is from RefSeq and is a predicted model, not a curated record.